UCUCCCCAGCCUGACAGCUUGUUUCUCUUCCCCAACCUGGCCAGGUUGGCAAAGCAGCAGCCUCCGCUGCUGCCCGAGAGGUCCUUCUGCUUUCCCUGUCAUCCGAAGCGGGCAUCCUGAUCACCGGAGGAAGUGGAAGUGGCUUCUCGGGGGCAUCUGUUUCCUACCUGCUUGGUUGGGUCCUCCAAUGAUCUCCCGGGCAACAGAGAGGAAAUCACUCCCAACAGCCACUGCAUGGAGCAAGAGCUCAGGCUUUGGCUAACUGGUCGGGGGCUCCCUUUCCUCUGAGCCCAGUUGCUUGCUGGGUCCAAAUACCUGGCGGAAGACAUUUUCAUCCCCUCUUCCUGCCCUGUGGUCCUCCCUCUCUCGGCUCUUGCUCAUCGCUGCCCAGUUGGAUUCCCACAGUCAAAGCCCAGGUUUCUGCAUGAAUGAAGGUGACCAACAGCUGCAACUCAGGAUUCAACUCCUUGGAAGAGGCGUAUGUCUACAUGAGCCUAUAUGGCGUCAUCUUCAUCGUUGGGCUCACUUUCAACGUCCUGGCCCUCUGGGUCUUUUGCUGCCGGAUGAGAAAGUGGACAGAGACCCAGGUGUACAUGGUCAACCUGGCUGUGGCUGAUGGCUGUCUGAUCUUGGUUUUGCCCAUUGUCAUUUACUUCACCAAGAUGAGCUGCUCUGAGGACCUCUCUUGCCAGGUCCCCCAAGGCAUCUACCUGGUCAAUGUAUACAUGAGCAUCAGCAUCCCCACGGCUAUCGGUGUGGACCGCUACGUGGCCAUCAAGUACCCAUUGAAGGCCAAAGCCCUUCGAACCCCGGGUCGGGCAGCCAUUGUCUGUGUCCUUCUCUGGGUUGUAGUCAUCACUAUGAUGGCUUUUCGUGUCAUAUGGCAGAUCCACGAUGGUGCCUUCUGCUUUCAUAAGACAACUGAGAUCCAUACCUCAAUGGUACUCUUCUCCCUGCUGGGGGUUUUUCUCCCACUGGUGAUCCUUGUCUUUUGUACACUCCAGAUCGUGUGCACUCUAUUGAAGGUUCAGAGAAGGGAUAUAUCUGAGGUCAGACAGAUCCGCAAGAGUGUGGCCAUGGUGUGUGCCAACCUGGUUGUGUUUGUCGUUUGCUUCUUGCCCUUGCACAUAUCAAUUGUGCUCAACUUCUUCCUGGGACAAAAUGACAGAUUCAAAAAGGUCUUCAAAGUGGUCACCCUUCUGUCCAAUACCAACUGCUGCCUGGAUGCCAUCUGCUACUACUUUGUGGCCAAGGAGUUCCAGCAGGUGAAUCCGUUCUUCUUCCUCAGGUGCAGACAACCCAGACGUGUGGCCAAUCGGAGACAAGAAUUGCAGGACAAGACUUGUACAACCCUAAUGUAGCCUGAGUUCCAGCAUCCCCAAGCUCAGCAAUUACAUAGAUUGGGUGCUAUCUUGACUCCCAAAUCAUCUCUCCUCUGCUGGUUGGACUCCCACCCAGUUAUCACUGAGAAAUCUAGACUAAACCCCAAUAAGACUCCUCUUCCCCCUCUUUUGAUUUAGCAACCCCAAAUGCUUGACUUUGGCAUUGCUUGAAAGGCAACCCUGAGGCUGGAGCUGUCCAGAAAGUCCCCUUGCUCAGUCCAGAAGGAUGGAUUCUAGAACCUAGAACUCUCUUCUCAAGUUGCAUGGGUGGGAGAGAGAGUUCAAGCAAUUCUUGUGAAAGCUGAUGCGGAGCCCUAGGGGCUGGGUGGUGGAUGAUGGGAGAGAAGAGUGUGUGCCCGAGGACUCUUUGCUCUCAGUGUUGCUAUUAGCUGAUUGGUUUAUGGAAAAGACAAAAAGAGACUAAGACCCAGAACUGGAGGCAGCUCCCACCAAUAUUAGGUUGGAGCUGACCAUGUCAUCCUCAUGUUUCACCAAGUUCUUCCUAUUGUCCUACCCUGUCACCAUCACCACUCUACCCUCCCAUGACUCUGGAACCACGCCAUCCUGACUGGUGGGAGCUCACUCCAGCUAGCCACUUCCACUUGCCUGCUUCACUGACAUCUUCCUGGUAUAUCACUGCACCCAAACACUGUUCCUGUUCCUGUCCCUUCCCAGCUCUUGCUCUAGAAUUGAUAAUUGAAUCAACCAGAUUGUCUCUUCCAGAAAGGGCACAUCAGUUCCCUAUCCUUUGUUACCCUUUGGGCUUUUUUAUAUUUAUAUCCCUCGUGGUUAACAGAGUGGCUGACACAUAUUAAAGGCUUAAUAAAUAUUUUUAGUU
Molecule: messenger RNA, 2220 nt
Organism: Monodelphis domestica (gray short-tailed opossum)
Lineage: Eukaryota; Metazoa; Chordata; Mammalia; Didelphimorphia; Didelphidae
Gene: GPR35
Product: G protein-coupled receptor 35
Biological process (GO): positive regulation of Rho protein signal transduction; phospholipase C-activating G protein-coupled receptor signaling pathway; chemokine-mediated signaling pathway
Cellular component (GO): plasma membrane
Molecular function (GO): chemokine receptor activity
Source: RefSeq, a predicted model, not a curated record